AUGUCCCCUCCCCACACACACACCAUGGAGUACCGCCCGGGGCCACCGCUCCGUCACAUCCCAUCUUUGCACCUCUUUCUUUCUGUUGAUUAUUAUUUCACUCUCUUCUUUGCAAUCAAUAGUUUCUUGCGUUUGGAACACAGACUCUCAAUUUUUAUUUUGUCGUCAAUCCUCCUUCCCUUUUCUUCUUUUUUACAUCUUUUUUCGAUACCCUCUAUUUUUCUUUAUGUUCCUCCUUUUCUUUUUCCUUUUUUAAUUCUUCCUCUCUUUCAUUCACUUCUUAAUAUCUUCUCUUCAUUCUUUUUCUUCAUUUUUAAUGCCUUUUUUUCUUUUUCCUACUCUUUUUUUCACUUCUUAAUUUUCUUCUGUUCUUACUUCUCUUUCUUCUUUUUUCCUGUCUUUUUCCUUCUUUCAUUCAUUUUGUCAUUUCUUCUCUUAUUUAUCUUCUUUGUCCUCUCUUUUUUCUUCUCUUUCAUUCACUUCUUAAUAUCUUUUGUUCCUUCACUUUCUUCUUUUUUCCUGUCAGUUUUCUUCUCUUUCAUUCACUUCUUCAUUUCUUCUGUUCUUUCUCUUCUUUUUUCUUUCUUUUUCUCCUUUUUUCUUCGCUUUCAUUCACUUCUUAAUAUCUUCUGUUCAUUGUCUUUCUUCUUUUUUCUGUCUUUUUCAUUCACUUCUUCAUUUCUAUUCUUCUUUAUCUUUUUUCCGCUCUUUUCUCCUUUUUACCUUCACUUUCAUUCACUUCUUAAUAUCUUCUGUUCAUUCUCUUUCUUCUUUUAUCAUGUCUUUUUCUUCUCUUUCAUGUCACUUCUCUGUAAUUUAUUCUUUCUUUCAUUUCUUUUUUUUUUUUUUUGUUUACUUCUUUUUAUUCCGUUUCAUUCCCUUCUCAAUUUUUUCUGUUCUUACUUCUGUUUCUUUUCCUUUUCUUAUCUUCUUCUUUUCUUCUCUCUCAUUCUUUCCUCCCUUUUUUCUAAAAUUCUCGCCAUUUUCUAUAAUUCUUUUUUCUUCUUCUUCGUCUACCAUUAUCCCUCCCUCCCGCAUUUUUUGUCUUUGUUUAUUAAGUUUCAAAUUCGAAAUGCGACAGACAUGAAAUAA
Acanthosepion pharaonis is the source of this 1092-nucleotide messenger RNA. The record is from the annotation of a GenBank genome assembly. NCBI's taxonomy places the organism in Eukaryota, Metazoa, Mollusca, Cephalopoda, Sepiida, Sepiidae.